Molecule: messenger RNA, 3972 nt
Organism: Tetrahymena thermophila SB210
Lineage: Eukaryota; Ciliophora; Oligohymenophorea; Hymenostomatida; Tetrahymenidae
Exons: 9
Source: RefSeq, a predicted model, not a curated record
AUGAACAACAAUCUGAAUAAUUAUACUUAGAGCUCUUCUGAGGAAACGUAGAGCAUAUAAAAUUAGACAAGUUUAUAAACUAAAGAUAUUUCUUUUGCUUCGUUUAAUAUUUAGUCAGAUUAUAGAUAUCAUAAUGACGUAGCUAAGCUAAUAUCAGAGGAAAGUAGCAUUUUAGAUGAAGAAGAAGAUGAAAAUAUAAAGUAGCGAAGGAUUUUUGAAAUGAAUUUAAAUAAAAAAAGAAAUCAGAUACGCAAAGAAUUUCAUAAAUAAGAAGACUUUAGGUAGUCUCAUGAAAAAACUAGUUAAUUGACUUCGAAUGAGAAUAAAUUUAAGGAAGUUCUAAAUGAGUGGAUUAAAAAGAAUUAGGAAAAGUAAAAGGAUUUAGAUAGAGAUAAUGAGCUAUUAAAUAAAAUAAAGCAAAAAGAUUCAACAUUAAAUUCUACUUAAAGCAACUUUAAAUUUAAGAAGUUACAUAGUGUGAAUUAAUCAUAAAAACAAAAAAAUGAAUUUAGCUCAGUUUUCCCUAUUGCAAGUAAUAUGUCAUAAGGACAAGAAUAUUUUCCUCUCAAAAAUGAAAAAAAUCCUGAAGAAUUAAACAGCAGGAUAUAAGCUUUGAAAGAAGAAAAUAUUUAAUCUGAGCAUGCAUAAGAUGCUGAAAUUUAAAGACAGAAAUCUUUGAAAUAAAACUAUAAUAAUUUAGUUAAACACUUAGAUUAAAGAAAGAAAGAAAUUAGAGAAGAAGAAGAUAUUAUUGAAGAAAUGACUAAAAAGCAAAAUUCUUUUCAGCAAAAUUAGCUAGAAAUUUUAAAAAAUCUGUUUGCAACAAAGAAGAAUGUAUAAUAACUGAAAGAAGUUGUUGAAAAUAUCGAAGAAAAGCAGAAUAAUGUUCUAUCACAGAAAAUUACUACUUAAAAUUAAGAACAUAAGGAGAUUAAAUAAGAGGAGAACAAAUUGUCCACCAUUUUGUUAAAAAUAGAUUAAGCAGAGCAAUUGCAUAGGUAGACUAUUUAAGAGUUGAUUGAGGUGUAGAAAGAAGAAGAGUUUAGAAAGAAUAAGAAAAAUGAAUCAUAUAAGUUGAUAUUUUCUUUAAAAGACAUGAAAUAUUUAGAUGAUUUAUGCUUAAAAAAUAAAAUUGAUGAAUAUAUUGACAAUUCUAUGCUUGAGUCUUAUACUACAAAAAACAGAUAAGCAAUUAAUUUUGAUGUAUUUGAACUAGAAUAUCCUUUGAUUAAUUUUAGGAGAAGUCAUCCGAGUAUUGAAAAGAGUAAGUUAUAAGAUGUGAUUGAUGAUUUCUAUAGAGAAUAUCCUUCUGGUCCUUAUAAGCUUUCAGAGUCUCUUAUUGAGAAAUACAAAAGCUACAUUCAAAAAUUUGAAAGUUUAAAGAGAUAUUACCAGGACAUGUGUCUUUAAGUUUAGCAAAAGAGUGGAGAAUUAGCUCUUUUGACAACAGAAGUGAAUGAUUAUCUAGAUGCUGAAAAAAACUCAAAGCCUUUUGAAGUAAAAGACAAAAAUGUUAUUUAGCUCUUAGAAAAUUUCGAAGAUUUGAAGCCUUCAAUAGAGAUUUUUAAAGAAAAUAAAAAAAUAUCACGCGAAUAUAAGAAAUAAAUAUGCUUUUCUUUGGCUAUUUUUAUGAAAAUUUUGGAUAAUACGCUCAGAUUAACAAAUAUAAUUACUCUAUUAAGUACGAAUCUUUAUUUAGAAGUUCCAUUAGGGUUAACAUAAAAGAGUGAUGAAGUUCAAACAAUAGUCAACGAAUAGUUUAGUAAGAAGAAUAUAAAGAUUUUAAGAAAACAAAGAACUAAAUAUCCAACAAAAAUUGAAAGUUUAGAUAUUAAUAACGCUCGAUUAUCAAGACUGAGCAUUAUUUCACCUAUGAAGAAUUAAAAUCAAUAAUAGUAAUAGCAAUAAUAGUAGUUGCAGUAAUAAAAUUUGAGCAGGUCUAAUAGCCAAGCCAGAAUUAAAACACAUGAAUAAAAUUAUGACAAGAGCUAUGAAUUUAAAUCAUAUUACACUGAUGAUAAUUAAAUGAAGAUUGUUCCUAACGAUUAUGAUAGUUUAUUUGUUGAGCUCAUUACAAGCAACCUUAUCCCUACAGAGCUGAAAGAAAAGUGGGGAAAAUAAAUUGUUAACGAUCCACUUAUUUAUGGAUUUUGUAGUUAUAAAGACAUACAAGAUCAAAUAUAAAUGAUAGCAAAUUAAUAAGAAAAUAAAGAUGAUAAAAAAAAUAAUUUAGACAUCUAUGAUAUUUUACUUCAAACAAUGACAAAUGAAUUGAGAAAAUUGUCUAUGGAAUAGUUGAGAUCGAUUCUAUAAUAAAUACUAAAUCUUAAAGGCCAAAUAAUUAGUGAUUUGAUACUCUCGUAUAAUCAAUUGGCUGAUCAAAUAAAAUAGCAUUUACCUGAAUGGGAUAUGAAAAAAUUUAAGCAAAAGAAGAUUUCAUAAGUAAAUUAAAAUAAAAUGAUAAAGGAAAUUUAGAUAAAAGUAAGCACAAAAAUAGAUUAGACUUUAGUUAAUCCAGUAGAUAGUCCUUAGGCUAAAAUAAGAAUAGAAGAUGAGAAUCAAGGUGGCAAUAAGAAAAAAAAUAACUAAUUCAAAGUAGAAGAUUUUAUAGAAUUCUUGAAAAAAGAUAAAAAUUAAAGCAAAAAAUAACUGCAUGAAGUCGAUGAGAAAUUCAAAAAUGAAGAACUUAUUAAAAGAAGAAAAAGCUCAGCCCUUUUUAAAUAAAACUAUGAAAAAUAUUACUUAAAAAAAGAAUCUGAUCAUUACGACUAAGUUACACACAGCAUUAAAAAAAAGUAUGAAGAUAUAGAGGAAAAAUAGGAAGAAGAAAAGUAUAGAGAAGAAAUGAAAUUCUUUUUAAUCGAAAAAGAAAAAAAAGAUCUUGCUAGAUAAAAAAUCAUCAAUCACUAUCAAGAGUCAAAUAAGUCAGGAAGAUAUGGUGCAUAAAUCAAAGACCUCUUAGAAAAUUCGCAUGCUAUGGCAUUCAUAACAAGAUAGGAGUUAUCAAGAAAGAAGCAAGAUUUAAGUAGGACUUAGAUUAGUCUAAAGAAAUAAGACUUUUUAUUAGAUAGAUAAUAUGAAGAUAAUAUAAACUCUAAGAUUAGAUUAAACACAUAUUAGAUAGAAAAGUCAGAAAACAAGCAAGGUAGUAAAGACGAACAACUUUCGAGAAAUAAGCAUUCCAAAUCUUUUAGCUAAGAUAUAAGAUAGCCGACCAUAAAAUCAUAAAGAAAUGGUAGAGUUGAAGAGAGCCAUUUGAAUGAAAAAUACUAAGCUUCUUCUACUCAGUUGCCUCGUUUACCUAAUUCAUCACACUAAGGAAAUUCAAAUUAGAAUGAAAACAAUCAAGCAGAAAUAGAAAGACAAAAAAAGAUUUUAAAAAUUGAGAAUGCUUACAAAAGAGUUUAAAGAGCUAAAAGCACUAAUUAACUUCCUUCUAAUCAAAAUUGUUAAACUGAAAGAAACCAAAAUUAAGAAAUGAAUCAAUCAAAAUUACCCCCUAAGAAAGCAGAUAAUAAGUAAGUUGAUUAACCAGAGGCAGACUAGCAAACUAUAAAAAUAAAUAAGUUGACUUAAAGCUAUGCAAAUAUAAGAACAAGCAAACUAAAUAUUCCAGCUUUAAAAGUCAUGGAAUUAAUAAAAGAAAAAUAAGGUCAAAAUAAUUAGCCUUAAAAAUAAGAAACAAAACCUGAUAAAUAAAAAGAAGAGAACUCUGAUAAUCAUCAGAACACAGUGAUUAAAAACAAAACUAGCAACGAGCCUUUUUACAAACAUCUAUCUGAAAUAAAAGAAGAUAAUUCAAAUUAUAGUAAGUUGGUUGAUCGUCCUGAAAACUAAUAAGAUUAAAAUUAAAAACCAGAAAAAUUAAACAUUAAUAAAAAAUUUGCUGAUAUUUACAAAUAAAAAAUUAUAGUAAAAGCUCCAAUAACAUAAGGAAAACAAAUUAGAUCUAUAUCUAAUACAACUUAAUGA